CCCAGUUUCACUUGUCAUGACUGCAUUCAGUAGACUAGCGAAAACUAAGAUGACAGCAAUAAAACGGGAAUUAUAUUUUUGAACUACGAUUACGAGCAAUAUUGACACGCGUCGUGUUUAAACAGGUUUUUUGCGAUAUGGGAUGCUACGGGGACCUGGUGAUGCCUUCUGAGCUAAAAACCCAAGACAUUUGCGCCCUAAUUGCUUUUGCAUAACUGAUCUACAUAGUAUAUAGGACACUGGAUAUAUGUAACUUUGAAAGAAUGCCAGAGUCAUCAUUUGAGGACAUAAACAACAUUUAUGUUUCCUCUACAAUGCCUCCCUCAAGGCAGUACAGCCAGUCUACAAUACCCCUUCUUCCAUUUAGACAUUACAUUGGCAACACUGAGUUCUGUACAGAGAACAAUACAUCAGAAUGCAUGCUGUACAUCAGCCAGGAGCUGUUGGCACUGGGGUUCCCAUCGAUUUUCUUUGACUUGAAUGGGCUCCGGGAGCUGGAUGUCAUUUCAGCACUGAACAGCAUGUAUGGCCUGCUGCAGAUGCAUCGUCGUGCUGUGGGAAUGCUGGCUGAGCUGGAAGUGGAGCAGCUCAGGGUCAGCAGUGAUCUGCACUGCCAGCAGCUCACCAACUCCAAGCUCAAGGACCAACUUGAACUCUCCAAAAAGGAAAAUCUCAGAUUGUGUGAGCGAGAACGACAGCUGGAAGCUAACACAAAGGCUUUACAUCACUGUUUGAAAAAUGAGAAAGAGGAGGUUCAGAAGCUUCAGAAUGUCAUUGCUAGUCGUGCCUCACAGUACAACCACAAUUUGAAAAGGAAAGAGAGGGAGUUUGGUAAACUUAAAGAGCGCCUCAAUCAGUUACUGACUGACAAGAAAGACAAGAAACAGGGGAUGGAUGUUUUGAAUUAUGUUGGGAGAUCUGAUGGGAAAAGAAGUCAGUGGAAAACUGGAAAAACAGAUUCAAGACAUGAAAGUGAUAUGUACAAGGCUCUUCUGAAUGAGUUUGAUAAACACCAGAGGGAGCUGAUGAUUGAAAAUGCUGAGUUGAAGAAAGUGCUCCAGCAAAUAAAGCAGGAAAUGGUGGGAAUUUUAAGCCCUAAGAGGCAAAGCGGAGAAACACAAAAAGAGGAGAAACCCAAGGAAUUCACAGACCAGCAAAUAGCUUCUGAUGAGGAGGAGGAGAACUCUUUUAAGGGGACUUCCGAGAUGUCCUGCGAACAUGCUCGGGAGCAGCUCAGCAAUAGCAUUCGUCAGCAGUGGAGGAAGCUCAAAGACCACAUGGCAAACCUAGACAACAAGGGUAUACUGAAGCAUGAAAGUCCUCCAGCUUCCCUGGUGCACCUGGGACAGGGGAUCAAUGAGGAAAUGAUUUCCAAAGAGGUCCAUCAGGAAGAGAUGGAGAGACUCAAGUUGGAGAUCCAGCAAUGCAAGGACUUCAUUCACACUCAGCAACAGCUCCUGCAGCAGCAGCUCAGUACUCCUUGGGAUGAGGAGACUGCAGCUGUCCUGACUGACUGCUACAUGUUAGAAGAGAAGGAACGCUUGAAAGAGGAAUGGAAAACAUUUGAGGAGCAGAAGAAGAACUUUGAAAUGGAGAGGAGGACUUUCACAGAGGCAGCCAUUAGACUGGGCCACGAGAGGAAAAUGUUUGAGGAAGACCGUGCAACCUGGCUAAAACAUCAAUUUUUGAACAUGACGUUCACAGACCAGAUGAACUUAAAGACUCAAAAUACCCUAUCAGAAUAUGCUGUUCAAGAACAGAAACACAUAUCAUCUCCCAAGACUCCACUCUAGAAUGUACUGGCCUAGUGAAUGGGCCUACUUGGACUGGACUCACUGUGGAGCAGAUCUUGCACCAGGGAGGAGAUCAGAGUCAAAUAAAUAUAUUGCUAAAGGAUAAUUUACAUUUGUUAUUAUGGGAUGCUUUCUGUACCAUUUACAUAGAUGGACAGUGGUCUGAGACUUGUUUGUAGGUUUUACAUGUAAUAAUUAGAAACCUUUUUUAGGAAAAGUCUUUAGUUGCAUCUAGAAUCACCUACACUAAAAACUAAAGAAUUUUAUUCUUUUUAUUCUACAGUUUAAAUGGCUCUGAUCUAUGUAUGCAUGGCACACUUUAGUAUUCUGCUUUACCCUACAUUUCUUCUUAUCUAAGUGGAAAAUAUGUAUAUCAUGCUUAAAUUAAUGCCAUGUAGUAAAAGUAGAGAUGCAGGGAUGAUGGUAAGGAAAUGUAUAACCAUACUAAGUAAAUUUCCUUGUGUAGUUUUAUCAUUAAGAUCCAUUUGUCAUAGAUAUGUUUAAAUAUGUAAUAAGACACUAUAACAGUCUAUUCAGUCUAUUUAGAGCCACUUAAGGUUUGUAGGCUUCUACUAUUUGUUACUAGUGUGGUUUAUCUUUUAUCAUUUAGCUAUUUUAGAAUUUACUUUGUUCACCUUAAAGUUUUUUAUUUUGAUUGCCCAGUUCGGUUUCUGUAGAUGCCUAGAGCAAAGCAGUGGUGGAUUUCAUUAUUUGAAUUAUUCUUUAAUUAGAGAAAAAAUCUUAAAUACACUAGUUUUUAUAUGUUCA
Electrophorus electricus (electric eel) is the source of this 2561-nucleotide messenger RNA. RefSeq names its product afadin- and alpha-actinin-binding protein-like. Gene Ontology annotation, cellular component: ciliary basal body; centriolar satellite. The record is from RefSeq and is a predicted model, not a curated record. Gene Ontology annotation, biological process: intraciliary transport involved in cilium assembly. NCBI's taxonomy places the organism in Eukaryota, Metazoa, Chordata, Actinopteri, Gymnotiformes, Gymnotidae.